CAAACACUCAUACAUUUACAGCUCAUACCUAAAAAUCUAUUACCCCCUGAAAGGAGGUUUCACUGCGGGACAGUUGGUUGAGGAGUGAGUAUAUAUAUAUAUCUGUAUUGUAGGUCAUAGCGUAUAUAACAUACACUCAAACAUAUAUUAUAAAACAGUAGUGCUGUUUAAUGGAGUACUACUCUCUCUCUAUCUCUCUAUACGUGUCUAUUGGCGAUACAUUUUUUUCUGUGUGUGUGUGAGUGUUAUCUAACCUAACCUAACGCUGUUAGAGGACAGCCGUUUUUUUGUGGUGAUGGUGUAGUCCAGUCUAAAGUUGUCCAUUAAAGCACAUUCAUAACGCACACAACUGUCCCGCGACAACAGUGUACUCCAUUAGGUUUUUUUUUGGAGGCCUUUACUACUAUUCCUAUUGCUAUCCUAAAUGGUGUUCCCAAUACUACUACUCACUCAGUGAACAGUUAAGCACUAGUAGUAUGUAAUAUAAAUGUAUAGUCGCUAUCAAAUAGUUGGCUCUCCAAUAGUUUGAGUGUUAGGUUUAAGUCUCUCAGCCAAAGGUGUUAUCCAUUUGGUAGUGAAAAGUAAUAAAACUCCCGUUUUUUUUGUCGGGAGGGGGAGUAAUGGCCGAUGAAGACAAAGAUCUGCAACAAUUGUUGGCUAUUGUCAACAAUAAAGACGACGAAGUAGUUGAUGGCCAUCGGAUUACUGAGGAAGAGAUCAAACAGGCACUCAAUUCGCCUUCAAUGGACCAACAGAUGAUGGCCUCGGAUGAUGACGACGACGGCGAUGAGGACAGUACCGAAUGCGACGAUUACGAGGUCAGUGCUGGUGGUGGCGGUGGCGGCUCUGGACGCGGCGGCAAUAGAGGCGACAGCAGCGGUAGUGGACACGGAAGCAAUCACGACAAUAGUAAUCAUCAUCAACACCACAGUUAUCGGGGCAGCGAUACCAGUGUCGACCAGUUUAUGAUUAUAGCCAGCGAUCAGUCAGCGGCUGCCGCUGGUUGUGGUGAUGGCGGUGCAUCGGCAACAGCUGCGUCAUCAUCGGAGAUUGCGGCCGUUCGGGCUAAGCCUGGAGAGUAUCAGUUCCAGAUGAUGGACCACCAUAUCUUCAAAGGCAAACACGGGAAGAAGCUCUACAAAUGCGACAUUUGUGGCGCCGUUUACCGACAUUCGUUCAGUUUGAAACGUCAUUUCAUUCGGUCGCAUAUCAACUAUGGCUAUCUGUGCGAAACCGAUGUCACCAAUUGCGGCAUCAAUCUGGCGGCCAGUGCUUCGCUACAACAGUGGCGCAAACAGUGCGCCUCACGACCACCGAAGCCGCCGCCCACCGACCUAUCCUAUCAUCCGAUGCCUGAGCUGUUCUGUUGUCAUUCGUGUGUAUUAUAUUUCGAUGACUUGCCAGCUGUCAAGUCUCAUGUGGACGACUGUCACCGAAAUACUAGUUCGGGAACCAUCGAACCGAUUCGCAUACCCUGUUCUCAGUGCAACAUGUCGUUCAUUCAGCGCCACAAUCUGGUCAGACAUGUCGAGGUCGUACAUCAGGGCAAACGGCUGUUCGGUUGUAAGCAUUGUAAUAAAAAGUUUCAGACAAUAGUCGACCGGAAACGACACGAAAAAAGUCAACACCCGAACCAACAGCAACGGCUUGAGGGCGACGAAGAAGAGUAUAAUGACGGACAUAAUCAAGUCGACGACGAAGAAGAAGAAGAUUGCCAAUUGGUGACAGAUUUAUCGUUGCAGAACAACAACAACAGCAACAGGUUUUCAACAGGUUUACCGCCGAAGACAACAACAAAAACAACUACAGUAACCGUAGUUUCCAAACAACAUACUGUUCCACAGCAUAAGUGUCUGCGCUGUACGCAACUGUUCCCGACGUACGCUGAGCUAAGAAAACAUGUGACCAAAAAGCAUAAAGAAUGUUACCAUCCGUGCGGAUUCUGUCACAAGUUUUUGUUUGUCAAAAAACAAUUGACACAACAUUUGCGUCAAAAACACCAGAAGACGUCCCGUGAAAAUACCGAAAAGUUGCGAACAAAACGAAAAGGUCUGAAAAGUCGCAACAAAUACAACAACAGCAGUCAAUCGGUGGCAAACAAUGCGCCAAUGGAUCUGUCGGUAAUCUACGGCUCGACAACUGUCAACAGCCAGAUGUCGCAGACAAACCAAUUUCAAGCCUACUUUCAUUGUUCCGUUUGUUAUCGACGAUUCCUGACGUACGGCAAACUUAUACAUCACAAACAAAUAGCACACCGGCCGACACCUGUCCGCAACUGUUCCCGAUUGACUACCGAAACCUACAUCGACCGCGAUCUAACCGAACCGCGCAGCAAUGCCUACGAAAUGGAAUUCUAUCGGACACUGGCCCAGAAAGUUGCCGAAAAUCUUCUGUAUUUUGUCGAUGGAAAAGGUAUGGCCGGUUCGUCACCAGAUCUUAGCCACAAAGUCAUACUCAAUCAUCAUUUUGGUCGCCACGACAACAGCACCGGAGCCGCCGCAGCUAAUAAUCGCGACAUUAAUCUCAGCGAAUAUAACUUUCCCGAAGACUUCCUAAACGAACGUUCGCCACCCGUGUCGGCCAAUACCGAAAAACUGGAGUAUCUUUUCGACUGCAAUCUGAAUAGAGUAGAGAAUCGCACAAAGUUUGGGCCGUUUGUUGUCGAAUCCAACGACGACAACGAUAACAAUAAUAACAACGACACAACUAAUUUGGUAUCAGUUGUUGAUCAGCAACAGCAACAACAACCACAACAAUUGCAAUCACAAAACAAGUCAUCAUUUAUUUGUACCGCUUGUCAUCAUAAGAUCUCAGCCGAUGUGAUGGCCGAUCACGAGUUAAAUAAUCAUCCGAAUGUCGAGUGCACAUACCUGGAGGUCGACGCCUUCAACGACAUUCCCGCACAGUUACUACUUUGGCAGUACCAUUGCGCUGAAGGUUUGCUACACAGGUGUCGUCCGGCACCGACACUGGCCAAAACUGGCGACUCCAUGGACAUCACUGACGUGGCCACAGUUGGCGACGGCACCGCCACCACCACAGCUUCCGGUGGCGAUGAUCACAACGCGACUAUGAAAUGUACAAAAUGUCAGCAAUCGUUCAGAACAGUAGGUCAACUGCACAAUCAUAUACUGGAGUGCGCUCACAAUAGGCCAUCCAAGAAGCGAAUCACAGCAACACAGGAACAGCAGACCAUUAUUAGUCAAUCAUCAUCGGUAUCAUCACAACAGCUGAUCUCAGCCAAUGUCAGCGCUACAACAGCAAUAACAACAACAUCAUUAUCGUCAUCAACAACAACACCUUCAACCACAACAGCAAACAUCAUCACUACCAACAACACCAGCAUUACUAGUUCAUCAAUGAUUAAUACUUCCAGUUCAACAACAACAACGAAUGAUUCGACUCUUACCGAAUGUAGCUUCUCGUCGAACGCCACCGAAAAGGUGACCACCGAUUAUUCGUCACCAUUGUCGCCGUCGAAGACCCGAUCGGGAAAACGACGACAAAUCAAUUCAGACGAAGUGCGACGUCCGAAACGCCGGCGCAGAUUAGCGAAGAAUGGCAACAACAAGACAACGCCGAAGAUCGAUGUCGAAGAGUUGUUGGUCCACAAGAAUAAGUCAAAUGAUAGCAAUAAUAACAACAACGAAAACAAUUCAAAAUGCGAUGAAAAAUCGCCAAAAGAAGUUGUCCGCGAUAUUACCGCCGACCGUACGGCAGCUGAUGUUGUUGUUGUCAAAGAUGAUAGCAAUUCGACGACAAAAGUCAUUGAAACCAGUCUUCCGAAACGAUACUCAUGCAAGAAGUGUACGAAAAAAUUUGUCUAUAAGGACACGCUAUCCAAACACGAGAUGUCCUGUAAGCGUGUCGUCAAAGACAGCGAUAAUAACACCAUCAACAAGAAGUUGAUAGCAACAUCACCAGCAAAGACAUUAACAACGACAUCACCAGCAAAGACAGCAACAAUGACAUCACCGAAAUCGGACAAUGAAUUCAAGCGAACACUGAGGAGUUCACAACAUCAGUCUAACAACAACAGUGGUGACCAGUCAAGCGUUGCCGACUCGCCGUCAAAAAGCAAUAAUACUAAUAAAACGGGCGGAAAAAUAGCGGAUGAGUUGAAUACGACAACAAGUCAACAACCAUUGAGUACAAAACACAACAAAUCUGAAUCAAACAAUAAAACUGAAGAUAUUCUCAAUGAAGACACAGAAGAAGAGGACAUGGAAUACGAGGACACAGUAGAACAACAACAACAUAAAGAAGUCAUACCUAUUAUCGAUGAGUCGACAGUAUCAGUUCCACCCGAUGAGGAAAGUCCAUCGCGCGCUAGUCGACAACAAAGCAAGUUGUCUUCAGUUGUCGCCACAUCUACGACCACAACAACAACAACCAUCACCGAUUCAGCAAUUGUCAGCACACCAUCAUCGGCAUCGUCAUCAUUAUCAUCAGCUAAUCAAUCGCUUCACGAGCAUCAAUGUCCAGAUUGUUUGCGUAUAUUCACUUAUUUGGCAAAUUUCAAGAAGCAUAUCACCAAUAUAUGUCCAAUUCGUAAGCAGCUUAACGAUGAAGAAAACGAUUUAGCCAUUAAUACUAAUUCAACACCACUACUGACCUCAACGCCUAUAUCUUCAUCGGCGGCGUCAUCAUCAACGGCAGCAACAACAACAAAAUUAGUCAACGAAUCGAUCAGUUUAUCUGCAGAUGAAACCAUUAAACAGGAGAAGAGUCAAGAAUCUGGUGGCGAUAGCAAAGAAAAUAACAGCAGUUCGAAGACUAUUGAGGACGACGACAACGACACCCGCAAAAGCACAGAAAUUAUCAUCAAUAAUGACAUCACCACUAAUGAUGAUAAUAAUAAUAAUAAAAGUGUUGUUACCGGUGGUAGUGGUGGCGGCGAUGAUGCGGCGGAAGACGAAGAAGUAUUGAUCGAAACCAGUAGUAGUGGUGGUGUUUCGUCUAAAGAUGAAAAGCUUGACUUAUGGCGCGUCAAACAAGAGAACCCGCAGUUUGCCUUCAAAGGGUCUCCAGCGCAACACCACUCAUGUCCAUACUGUCAGAGAGGGUUCACAUAUUUGGCUAAUUAUAGGAAACACAUCAAAAGUAUUUGUCCGAUUCGGCAACAGAUCGACGAAAAGAAGAAACAAAUCUUUGAGGACUCGGCCAACGGUGACGGCAGCCCAGGCGGCGGCGGCACAAAAUUGAAGGCCGAUUUGCCGCCGACACUGGUCUACACUCCAUCAUCAUUAUCAGUGAGAAGUCAAAUUGAGGACACAGUACUAACACUAUUACGGGAUCAGACAAAACAGGACCAGAUUUUGCAAACAUCGGAGGAAUUCAUUAAAUCUAAAGCCUCGAACACCACUGGACAACAAAAACAACAAUCGGGAGGAGACCAGAGCUGUACGAAUCCAAGUGAUGUCAAUCUAAAUCAGACGACAACCGACGAAACUCAGUCAAAACGGGUGGUUGACUCGUGUGGUGACACUACAACAGACAGAGACAGGAAUGACUCGUCGCCGUCGACCACAACACCAGCUAAGGGCUCAUCGUUUAGAUUUCGGACGUUUUCAUGCAGUAUAUGUCAUAAAAUAUUUCUAUCGUACGUAACAAUGCUUAAGCACCGACUGUCGCAUAAACUAUCGGACGGUUCGGCUAACUGUGUCAGUGAGGACAGCAAUAGUAGCGGCGGUGCUGUCGCUCUCAGUGGUGCCGAUAUGUCAGAGAAGUCUGACAACGAGUUGAUCGACAAAGAGGCGGCCAAUCAAGCUUUGGCUGUCAGUAUACUCAGCAGAUCAAAAGAUGUUUUGAUGAGCAAAAUGCGAAUCAAUUCCCAAAUCAAUAAGGAUGACAUUGGCGGUAGUGGUGGUGGUGGUGGUGGCACCGGUAAGAAUAUAACUACCGGUAUCACGAGAUCGGCGACAAAUAGCAAAGCGUUGAUUAAUACCACAGAAUUGUUGGAGAAGUUGGCUCGCGGUGGAGGCAUAAGUGAUAAAUUGGUCACAAAAUCGUUGUCGACGACGGCGGCGACUUCGGCGACAAAGAUCGUUAAAACACCCGAAGUCAUCACUAUUGAAACGAAUAAUAACGACUCUCAGGCCGUGAACCUACAUCUCAGAGCAUCGACAUCCGGUGGCAAUAGUCAUCUUCAUAAUAAUAAUAAUAACGAUGUUAUCAACAGUGGAAUCACUGAUUGUGUCAAUAAUAAUAAUGUCGAAGAGAUUAUCAUCGACUCUAACAGUCUAAAAGAUUUUGAGCUAAAUGUCCUCAAAGACGGUCUAAUUGUUACCCAAGAUCUCCAGCAAUUGAUUACUGUUAACAAUGACGGCCAAGUGGUGGCCGCUGUCGACGACGACCCGGACGGUACCAAAUGUCCCGAAGUGUUGCUUAAUUUGGAUGACAUUGAAAAUGCUAACGAAGUUUGGAUUACUAUCACUGACUCCAGUGCCUUAAUACAAGUGCCUCCUAAUCAUAAUAAUAAUACUAAUAAUACCAGUGCUUCCAAUUAAUAAAUUUAAUUA
This is a messenger RNA of Oppia nitens, 6521 nucleotides long. RefSeq names its product serine-rich adhesin for platelets-like. The transcript is spliced from 3 exons. The coding region runs from base 621 to 6509 and encodes 1962 amino acids. Gene Ontology annotation, molecular function: DNA-binding transcription factor activity, RNA polymerase II-specific; RNA polymerase II cis-regulatory region sequence-specific DNA binding. Lineage: Eukaryota; Metazoa; Arthropoda; Arachnida; Sarcoptiformes; Oppiidae. The record is from RefSeq and is a predicted model, not a curated record. Gene Ontology annotation, biological process: regulation of DNA-templated transcription.